AUGGAAAAGGGAAAUGGCAGCGAGAAAGGAGCAGCAGUGGCAAUAUCGACUGAUGAACAUGGUUAUAAAGUGGAGCUACCGCGCGAGAUGAGUGUGUGGUCGGCUAUUGGGCUAGGAUUAGCGAUAAUGGCUUGUCCAUACGGGUUGAGUACAACGAUAUCGAUAGCUUUACAAAACGGUGGACCAGUUUCAGUACUCUGGGGCUGGGUUUUUAUAUCACUUAUGUCAAUCUGCAUUGCACUUUCACUUGCGGAGAUUUGUUCUCGCUUUCCAACUUCAGGUGGACCUUACUAUUGGUCAUACAUGCUUGCAUCAUCGCGGUACAACAAACCGUCUUCGUACGUUGUCGGCUGGCUGGGGUUGAUCGGCAAUUGGACAGUAUCGUUAUCGAUUAUUUACGGCACUGCGCAGCUCAUUAUAGCUAUACCUCCACUCUGGCAUCCAGAAUAUCAAGCUGAAUCAUAUCAAACCUACCUCCUUUUUCUCGCAGUCUUGCUUAUCUGCUUUUCGGCAAAUUUUCUGAAACAGAAGCACCUAGAUGCACUGAACACCUUUUCGAUAUACUGGACGGGAGGGACUGUGGUAGUAGUUUUAAUAACGGUGCUUUCGAUGGCACGCAACGGGCGAACUAGUGGAGCAUUCGCAUUUGGAGGUUUCCAAGUAAACUCAGGCUGGGUGCCUGGCUGGGCGUGGUGUGUAGGACUGCUACAAUCGGCGUAUGUCCUGACAGGUUAUGGAAUGGUUGCAGCUAUGGCAGAUGAAGUUGCUCAUCCUGAAAGAGAUGUGCCGCGUGGAAUGGUAGGAUCGGUGAUUGCAGCCGCGGUGGUGGGUUUACUCUAUCUCAUUCCCCUCCUGUUUGUUAUGACAGAUUUGGAGAUACUGCUUGAUGCAGCUCAGCCAGUACCUAUCCUCUUCCAGCAAGCUACUGGCACGUCGGGCGCAACAGGACUGAUGGUGCUCAUUAUCACUAUUGGAUUGUUGGGUGGAAUUGGAGCGCUGACUACUUCCUCAAGAUGUUGUUACUCGUUUGCAAGAGAUAACGGAAUGAUGGGAUCUAAAUGGUGGAAAGUGAUAUGGAGGGAGUAUUUGCCGCUGAAUGCACUCAUAUUGAGUAGUAUCGUGAUUGGAUUGUUAGGUUUGAUAUCAUUCGAAUCAGCAGCCUUUAGCGCUUUCACAGGAGUGGCUACUAUAACGCUAGGGUCUAGUUAUGCUGGACCGAUACUGAUCUCGCUUCUGCGCAAAAGAGAGCCAUUGGAGGGUGCAGCGUUUAGAAUGCCAUCGUGGUUGGGUUUUAUAGUCAACAUAGUUUGUUGUUGCUGGAUAUUGCUGAGUAUAGUAAUAUUCUGCAUGCCUACUGCUCUUAGUGGAUUGAAUGCAGAUACUAUGAACUAUGCUAGCGUGGUUUUUGUCGGAUUCGCUUCAAUCUCUUUCGUGUAUUACAUCAUUUACGCGAGAAAAACGUUUGAUGGACCACCAGCAGCUUCACAUAGCAGUGAAGAGAAGAAUUCAUUUGAAUCAAUGUAG
Molecule: messenger RNA, 1524 nt
Organism: Wallemia ichthyophaga EXF-994
Lineage: Eukaryota; Fungi; Basidiomycota; Wallemiomycetes; Wallemiales; Wallemiaceae
Product: Polyamine transporter TPO5
Exons: 2
Coding region: 1-1524 (507 amino acids)
Biological process (GO): amino acid transport; transmembrane transport
Cellular component (GO): membrane
Molecular function (GO): transmembrane transporter activity
Source: RefSeq, a predicted model, not a curated record